AUGCAUCGCAGCAUGAGUCUGAACUACAACUUUGUCAUUGAGGGAGAGGUUGAAGUGCUCCUGGACUCGGGCGAGACAAGGACUUUGAAGCGAGGGGACGGAUUGGUCCAGCGUGCCGUUAACCAUGCGUGGAGGAACACAAGUGAGAUGAAGUGGGCGAGGAUCACCGCCGUUGUGUUGCCCGUGCAAGAUUUUCAAGUUGGAGGGCCAGAAGGAAAGAUGCCUAGGGGGACAGAAGGGGAGAAAUAG
Cladophialophora bantiana CBS 173.52 is the source of this 249-nucleotide messenger RNA. RefSeq lists its product as uncharacterized. The record is from RefSeq and is a predicted model, not a curated record. NCBI's taxonomy places the organism in Eukaryota, Fungi, Ascomycota, Eurotiomycetes, Chaetothyriales, Herpotrichiellaceae. The transcript has a single exon. The coding region runs from base 1 to 249 and encodes 82 amino acids.